AGUCGAGCUUGUAAAAGACACAUAAGCAGCGACAUUAGUGCAAGUUUUUUUUAACAACGUUUUAUCGGACACACUGUGGUCGAUAAUUUAAAAAACGUCAAAUAUUUAGGCUAUUUUGUAUUCGCCGUCUGGUCGACCCUGUGCUUCUUUUUUUUUUUUUUUUUUUUUUUUUGGAUGUGUACUUCCGCGUACAAUAUUUUUUUCCAACUGACACACGACAACUUUCGAACAGGAAACCUAUUAGACGCUUCGACUGUCGCUUUCUCUGUAUUUACGGCAGGGUGUGUUUGGGGCUCAGUGCUCUAUCCCAGCCAUGAGCAUCAUUGGGGCUGAGGAUGAGGAUUUCGAGAAUGAUCUGACUGACGUGGUGGAUGACCAGUGCGCACAUUUCAACAAUAUAGACCAGCUGAGGGAGCAUCCUACCCACCUGCUGGUCUUCAUACAACAUGUCAUUCUACAGUUUGACCCUGCACCCCUGCUGUGUUACCUCCACGCUGACCUCUUCAAAAACCUCAGUGCCAAAGAGACCAAGAAGCAAUUUGUGGAGUUCUACAACACUUUCUUGGACAAGGGUGCAAUUCUCAGAGUGGCAAUACCACAGCUUAUAUCCUAUGAAUUGGACCGAACCCGUCCAGAUCUCCUCUCUGAUGACACCCAAAGGCGUUAUGCUCACGAGAUUCAGGGCCUGCAGGCCGCUGAAGUGGCGAAACAGCUCGAAGAUUUUAAGCAGAAGAGGAUGAUGGGUAUGACACCCAACGAGGCUGAGCUUAUUGACGUGGAGAGCCACUAUCCCACCGACCGCAUCCCGAUGGAGAUGAAGGAGAAGUCUGUAGCUGAGAACCUGCUGGACAAGAUGUCUGAGACACAACUUUCGAUUGUUUCUGACGAGGACAAAUGCCAAUCCAUCUUUUCAGCAGUGGCCUUCUACAUGAAGCACCUUGGCGUUAAAACCAGGGCAGUUGACAGUAAGAAGUCCAGAGGAGGCUUCUUCAGGAGACAACUAGUAAAGAGUAAGAAGGAUGAACCCACAAAGGCCAAACCCAGAGGAUUUCCGGGGAUCCACAGCUGGAUUGCAGGCAACACUGAGGUCAAACCUAAAACGGAGGCUGAAGCGGAAAAGGAGAAAGUAAAUCCUGAGCGUAAGGGUCUAGCUUCCGGAAGAGGCUCCUUGACUGAGCCUGCGGCCCCUUCCCUCCCCAGCAAGAAGUCUGGUCCCAGUGGAGCCCCUGCCUCCGUACCUGGGUUAGAGAUCUGUGACGGCUCAGGCAACAACAUCAACAUCGCCAACAUCCCAGAGACUUCACACACUGAUAACCUCUCAAGCAAUCGUUUAGAGCCUCCAACCCUGUCAGACGGGGGUGAUGUGUCCCCUGUCGGGCUGGGAGGAGGAGUGACCAUCGGGGAGCCCCUCUCACCCAGCGACACUACCACAGAGGAAAAUCUAGAGAAAGAGAGACGGAAGACAAGUAGGAAAGUGGCGCGUAGCGAGAGUGCCCGCGUGGACCGGCACUCCUCUCGGCGCCGUGGCUCUGCCCGGGCCAAACAGUCUCGCUCCCGUAGUGAUGUGGACCUGCAGCCGCCGUCUACUCUGACAACAGCACCUGCCCCGCUCAUCCCCCAGCUUCUCCAUCCUUCCGAUGGACCGGUUUUAUUUCCUGAAGGGCCUGGCCACUCCCCCACCAGCCCCUCCCCACAGCUGGAGGAGAUAGAGCCACGCCUCCUGGAGUUUGAGCAGGACCCGCCCAACUGGAGAGAGUUGGCCUCCUCUGAAAGCCUGUCCAGUCUCAGCAAGAAAGAGACCAAGAGGCAGGAGGUCAUCAAUGAGUUGUUUGCAACUGAGCAUGCCCAUGUGCGGAUGCUAAGUGUCCUUCAGAUGGUCUUCUCCAAGCCUUUGGAGAGAGAGGAGCUCCUGACCUCCACUGAGCUGUCCGCCAUCUUCCCCAACCUGGAUGAGAUAAUCGAAAUGCACUAUAACUUCUACGAGAACCUGAAGAAACUGCGUUUGGAUGAUAAAUUCAUAGUCAAAUCCAUCAGUACCACAGUGCUCAACAGAUUUGGAGGUACAGAGGGGGAGUGGUUUCAGAAAUUGACAGCCCGGUUCUGCAGUCACCAGUCGUGGGCCUUGGACCAGAUCAAGAGCAGACAGAGGAGAGAGCCACGCUUCAACUCCUUCAUACUGGAGGCAGAGAGUAAGCCCCAGUGCCGCAGGCUGCAGCUUAAAGACAUAAUUCCCAUAGAGAUGCAGAGACUGACCAAAUAUCCAUUACUGCUGGAGAAUAUUGCCAAGAGCACAGAGGACCCGACUGAGAGGGAGAGGAUCCAGCAGAGCGCAGAGUGCUGCAGAAAGAUCCUCAACCAUGUCAAUGAGGAGGUCAAAGUGAUGGAGAACCUAUUGAAUCUGAAGGACUACCAGCGUAGAUUGGACACAUCAGGGCUCAAACCCAGUAUUGAGCUUUAUACUGAAUAUAAGAACAUCGACCUGACUCAGAAGAAGAUGCUAUAUGAAGGUCCUCUGACCUGGAAAGUCACAAAGGAAAAGGCAAUUGAGGUGCAGUGUGUAUUGCUUGGAGACCUGCUGGUGCUCCUCCAGAGGCAGGAUGACAAGAUGGUCCUCAAAUGCCAGAGCAAGAGUAACAUCGCCGUGCAGGAGGGCAAGCAGAUGCUGAGCCCUAUUAUCAAGCUGGACUCGGUCUUCCUACGGGAAGUGGCCACAGAUCGAAAGGCCUUCUAUGUGAUAUUUACCUGGGACAGCGGUGCUCAGAUCUAUGAACUGGUGGCUCAGUCUGUUGGAGAGAGGAAAAUCUGGACUGAUGUGAUAAAAUCAGCUGUGGAUGAUCUGAAGAAGAGUGGAGCACCCCUUAAGUUGCCGCUGCCUCUUGUUGGAGGAGCUCCCUUCAGUCCCACUGCGCUGUCUGCCCCUUUGAGCCCGACUGAGAAUGGAGGUUUGAAAAGCAGCAGUGAUCGCGAUAAGGACAGCUUGAUGGAUGACAAGUCUUCAGACCCCAGGCACAGGCUGAUUGAUUUCCUGUCAGACAAAGGCUUCGACUUGAUAGGCCAUUCCAACAGCUAUCAGGAGAAGGUGGCCAACAGUGCUUUGGAUGAAGUCAUUUCGCUGAAAAGACUGUUGGUCGGCAGCAUCAGUCUAUCGGAAGACUCGCAGCCUGAUGAAGAAAAUGGAGAAGAGCCAUCAGAGAGGCCCAGUCAGGAAGUAGAGAGCUGUCAGUCGACAGAAGAAAGCCAGACCACAGACAGGGGAGCGUGGGAGGAGAACGAAAAAGAAGGUGCAGGGGCGAAGGGAGAGGAGAAGAGGAGCAUCAGCGCGCCCCUGGUGCUGUCCCAGGAGAGGAUGGAGGAAGUGUGCAGGAGGCUUCACAGUCUGGAGGAACAACUAAAGAUACUACAGACUGUAGAAGAGGAGCACCACAGGCUGCAGGAGGCCCUUUCCAAGUUCUCGCUUGGGGGGGGUAACUUCCAGUGAGACCACGCCACCUGCUGGCCACUUGAUUUUUACUGGUGCUGGUUUGGAGUGCAAGAGUGACUUUCGGAGGCUUCCCUGGAAAUUCCUACACUCAUAAGUCAUGCCUGGACCCUUUGCUGCAUUAGAGUGCACAGUGCAGUGGUUCAGUGAUGAAACAUGGGAUGGGACAUAUGUGCAUGUGUAUGUGUGUCUGUUUGCGUGCGUGCUUGGUAGAGAGGUAUACAAAGAAAAGAAAAAAAUGAGACAUCCUACUUUAGAGUGGGAGCUCGUUUUUGUAGAGAGGUGCCAAAAAAAUUAUGCAAUAUAUUUGCUGAGAGAGAUGCUGCCUAACAAAAUGUAGUGAGUGCGAUCUGCUGUAACACACAUACGCACACCAGAGACAUGCACGCUAGAAAAUAAUUUACAUUAUUGCCAGUAGCAGAUGCACAGUAAAGGAGAAAUCCUAUGUUUGCCUGCCAAGUUAGCUAUAACCAGUUGGAAGCCUUAAAGGGCCAAUGUAUAGGGUUUGAAGAUGUAUUGAGAUACUACUGCUGAUAUAUAGUGUUAUUUCUAGUCUAUGCCAAAGUACCACAGAGAUGCACUUUUUCUAAUCAAAACAAGUGAAACCAACAUUGUCUUUUGCAAAAUGUAUUACGUUGUUUUUCUAUUCAGUACAGUUUUUUAACUGUUGGGCUUCAUGUAGGCAGCCCUCAUUACUGAAAAUACUGCAUGCAAGAAAGUGUGUGUAUGUGUGUUACACAAAGUUUUUAAUUAAGGACGUGCUUGUUUGGAGGGUCCUUACUGUCAUUAGGUCACAAAGAAACAUUUACAAAUAGUGGCACCAUAGGUAAUCAUGCUGUUAAUAAUGGAGACUUGUUUGUAUUUACCGCUUUUAUUUAUUCCACUGAGUUCUGCUGGGUCAGUGAGUUGCCUCACCUGAGUGAAACUGUUACAGCACUGGGCCAAAAAGAGAUGAGGCAAUGUGUUAGAGAGAAAAAAAUCAUAAGAAGGCAAACCUGGAAUGUGUAAGAAAGAUCAAGGUAGAGGUGAAGAAGAGAAAUGUAGGGUCGGGGAGAGAGUUAGAGGCUGUUGCUUUUGGUUUAUUUGAAGCAAGCUUGAACCAGACGGUCAUCAGGAGAUUUGGGGGGGGGGGGACAACAUGAGAUUAGAAUUUGCGCUCACUGUACUGUAGAAAAAUAUAGACACACAUACAUAUGUACAAACCUACAAACACUGAGAGCCCAGUGCUACAGAAGUGUUCACAAAGGUCUUUCAGUGCCAGCAUCAUUUUGGCAGUGUGAGGUUAUAAAUUGUAUUAUAGGACAUCAGAUUCACAUGUUGUUAGUAAAAGAUUAUAUUCUUCCCUGGUAGAAAUAUUUGUAUCAAAAUUGAGCUCUGUCUGUGUAUUUUAUUCAGCAGUUGACUGUAAUUAUAAUUAUGAUGAUAUAAUUUCUGAGUAGUGGCAUAACUGUGGCCUUGCACACAGGACCAAAGACAAAGCACCGUUAGAUCCUCAACAUGAGCUGUAAUUUUCUUAACGACACGCUUCAUCUGUAUAUUUGCAUGUCACUUAAUGCUGAUGCAGGAGAGACGGAGACACGUGUUGGAGUUUCUCCAACACGAGUUUCUCCAACACGUGUCUGGCUACUUAAGUGAAGGGAUUUCAAAAGCACUAGUUGUCAUAUAAAAAUACCUGGUCUCAAUUGUCUCGUAAAUGUACAAGUAAAUAUUGAGGCAAAGAAUGUCGGACUGCUCUAGCCUUGUGAGCGAACCCAAACAGAAUCUGUAGAUGUGCGAUUUCUUGCAUACACUUCAGUGACUUCAGUGUCUGUCUGGGUCAAUAAGUGUAAAAGCCAGUGUGACUGCCAUAAGCUGUACUGUUCUGACCUGGAUAGAGGACUGUUAACACCUCUGGUGCUAAAUUGAACACAUGGGACCUGUUUCAGCAAGGACAACAAGACAGAGGAGCCAGAUGAGGAUACAAAGGAAACAUUGAAGGUUUGGAGGAAGGAAGACUGCAGUCUCAUUCCAACGUCUCUCUCCCAGUACUGUAAUCAUGAACGCUUCCUGAUUUGCAUUCUCAUUGUUGUUGCCACAACAACAAAUGCCCCCUCUGACCCUAUUAAAACCUCAGUAUGAAAUUAUGCAAAUGAUGGUUUCAUUAGUCAUUCAAAUGUCACAAGUUGCUAAAUUAUAUAAGUUUGUGUUUGAACAAUUCUGUCAUCCCUCCUAGACAUUGUACAUAGAUGUUAGCUUGAAGGGGAAAAAAAGUAGAGAAAGCAUAAAUUAACCCCACUCUUUGUGUUUAUUACGCUUAUUAGCCACAUGAACUUCUUGAUAAACACCCUCACUUUCCAUAGCAUGAUCACCUUUUCCUACCGCAGUUUUACUAUAUGUUGUUGUGUAUUUCAUUUAAUUUUCUUAAACGGGUCGGGGAGGUUUUUGUUACGGUUUGGGGUUUUUUUUCCCCAAACAAGCUUUUGUAAUUAUGUAUAUGCAUUUGGCCAUAACGGUGAGAGAGACAGGACUUGUCUGUAACUUGUCAAUGCAUAAGUGAAUUUAACAACUAUGCAAAUAUUGUAUCUGUAUUUUUGUGGCGUGCAUGUUAAAGAGUAAAAUCUGCUCUGCACUGUGGCUAUCCAGUUAAACAAUGGGAUACAGAUUCAGAUCAUCUCAACCAGGGAUUUUUAACUGUAAGACUGCAAUAGUCAGCAGGUGACACUCAGUUAACACCAGCUGAUGGUGAUCCCUUCACUCACUGGCUGAAUGACUACUACAGGCCUCUCUCUCUCUCUCUCUCUCUCUCUCUCUCUCUCUCUCUCUCUCUCUCUCUCUCUCUCUCUCUCUCUCUCUCUCUCUUUCUUCCCCUCCCCCCUCCAGAUGCUUUUCCUCUUGCAUUCUUUAUACAAAUAUCUAGAUGCAUAGAAAAUGUAUUUAUAGAGUGGUGCCUUGUUCUGAUGAUCAAGUUGUUUUUGUCAUAAAGGGCUCUAAAGUCUGCAAAUACAAUCACUGUUGUUUGGUUGUCUUUCAUGGAGGACUGUGAAAUUGACCUUUGAGAGUGAGAGACAAUGACCCAGUCACUAAUAAGCAUUGAGAGAUCAUCCCAGGAUUCUGUUUUUAGCAAUAGGGUUUGAGCCCUCCACCAACUUAGCCAGCCAGCGCCCUGUAUAGAAAAGACACUGCUCUUUGUCACAAGGCAUCUGCCAUCUUUCUAUCUAUAAACAAGAAAUAUGCAAGAACUAUACUGUGUAUUUGGCUUUUUAUUUUUUUGUAAGAGGCUCUUUUAAUGAUGUAUACUUCAGGAAAAUUGUGGUACGUUCUGUUUUUUAAUUCUUCAUUUUUUAAAUAAAUUGAGGAAACCAA
Messenger RNA from Micropterus dolomieu (smallmouth bass), 6820 nucleotides. RefSeq names its product Rho guanine nucleotide exchange factor (GEF) 1b (gene arhgef1). Bases 314 to 3478 code for a protein of 1054 amino acids. Gene Ontology annotation, molecular function: guanyl-nucleotide exchange factor activity; G protein-coupled receptor binding. Gene Ontology annotation, cellular component: cytoplasm. Lineage: Eukaryota; Metazoa; Chordata; Actinopteri; Centrarchiformes; Centrarchidae. Gene Ontology annotation, biological process: G protein-coupled receptor signaling pathway; intracellular signal transduction. The transcript has 32 exons. The record is from RefSeq and is a predicted model, not a curated record.